Messenger RNA from Centrocercus urophasianus (Greater sage-grouse), 8290 nucleotides. It is a transcript of the gene TMCO4, whose product is annotated as transmembrane and coiled-coil domains 4. The coding region runs from base 88 to 1713 and encodes 541 amino acids. Lineage: Eukaryota; Metazoa; Chordata; Aves; Galliformes; Phasianidae. The record is from RefSeq and is a predicted model, not a curated record. The transcript is spliced from 14 exons.
CUUCUAAACACUCAGCAUCACAAAUCACUGUUUAUUUCCAAUGCUGCUUCCCAUAAUAACUUAAUACAUCUGUGUUCAGAGGUAAAAAUGGCUGCAGAAGAGAAGUGGAAAAGUUCGGCUUCGAAGCAGAGUAGUGGGGCUGAACAAGCAGAAGACAGGGAAUCAUGUGUGCUACUGAGCCAGCAGCUGGGUGAACCAGGAAAGUUCACUUAUGCAGCACUCUGUGGGGUAUCCCUGGCAUGGCUGUUCCCUGAAAAAGAACAAAGCUCCUUCAGGACAGAGUUCAUUGAGGGCUUGGUGAAAUGGCUGGACCUGCCUGAUGCUGUCUUGCCUGCCAUGACAGCGUUUGCUAGUGGCUUAGGAGGUGAGGGCACAGAAACUUUUGCCCAGCUUUUGCUGAAGGAUCCCACCGUCAAAGAUAAUCCUGUUGUCAUUACCCAGGAUCUUUUGUCCUUCUCUCUCAGAGAUGGGUACUAUGAUGCACGAGUGAGGGUGUUGAUCUGCCACGUCAGCUGGCUGCUGAGAAUCCCCUUGGAGGAGCUGGAAGCCAUGGAGGAAUCUCUGCUUGAAAGCCUGAAGGAACAAACAGAGGAAGAGUCAGAAACUGCAGAAGUCUCAAGAAAAAAGAAGGAAAGAAGAAGGAAGCUGAAGAGAUACCUGCUGAUCGGCUUGGCAACCGUUGGGGGUGGAACAGUGAUCGGCUUGACAGGAGGUCUUGCUGCCCCCCUGGUUGCUGCUGGGGCUGCUACUAUCAUUGGAAGUGCAGGAGCAGCUGCUCUUGGUUCAACUGCAGGAAUUGCUGUCAUGGCCUCCCUUUUUGGAGCUGCUGGAGCCGGCCUUACUGGAUACAAGAUGAAGAAACGUGUGGGAGCCAUAGAAGAGUUUGAAUUCCUCCCACUUACUGAAGGAAGGCAGCUUCACAUCACCAUAGCAAUUACUGGAUGGCUGUGUGCUGGCAAAUAUGGAAGCUUCACAGCACCAUGGAGCAGCAUGUUGCAUUCGAGUGAGCAAUACUGUCUGGCCUGGGAAUCCAAGUACUUGAUGGAGCUUGGCAGUGCCUUGGAUACCCUGGUGAAUGGUUUUGUUAACAUGAUGGCUCAGGAAGCCCUAAAAUUCACUGUUUUGUCAGGUAUUGUUACGGCCUUGACUUGGCCAACUUCACUCUUGACUGUUGCCAAUGUCAUUGACAACCCCUGGGGAGUGUGUCUGCAUCGGUCUGCUGAAGUAGGCAAGCACCUGGCACAUAUACUGCUCAGUCGACAGCAGGGCAAGCGACCUGUCACACUGAUUGGCUUCAGUCUGGGUGCCAGAGUUAUCUACUUCUGCCUGCAGGAGAUGGCUCACGAGAAAGACUCCCAAGGGAUCAUUGAAGAUGUGGUGCUGCUGGGAGCUCCAGUGGAGGGAGAGGCCAAGAACUGGAAGGCGAUCACAAAAGUGGUGUCAGGCAGGAUCAUCAAUGGUUACUGCAGGGGAGACUGGCUGCUGGGAUUUGUAUACAGAACCUCUUCUGUCCAGCUAAAUGUUGCUGGCCUCCAGCCAGUCAAGCUGGACGACAGGAGGAUGGUAAACAUGGACCUUUCAUCUGUAAUUGGACUGGAGGAGCACAAAGCUCAGGGCACAUCUGUCAUCAUUCUUCCUGCUGUGACCCCUCCUGCCUGUUCCCACAAGCUGGUAGCACUGUCAGUGUUGCUCUGGAGCCAAAGGCACUUUUAAAUUCUUUCAAUUUUUUGAGAACCAGCCUGCUGAUCCUAAAAAUACCCAACUGUUACCAGCUCGUUUCAUUCAUUAUAACUGAGCUAUGAGCCCUUGCCAGAAAACACAGAGCUUAAUGCCAUACAGAUAAAAUAAGAACUUCACAGACCAAAAUGUGGGCCUCCUAGAAGGAAGUGGUAUGGUAGAACCUUUUAACAUUGGUCCAGCACUGUAGCUGUUCUGGAAUCUUUGCACUUUCCUGGGUUGCCUUGGUUAGCAUUUCCACACACUCCCACAUUCACUUUUUUCACUAUCCCUGGGAUUGUCAUCAGUCACUUGCCAGUAUCUAAAUGGCUGAAGAAGCCAAGCAGUGAUGACACUGGGGUGAUGUUUCCUGUUAACUUAGUCCAGGUUGCUCUCCUCUCUUCAGAGCCUCUCCUUCUGUUGACCUUUUGCUUUCUGACCCUCAAACCCCCUGGAGUCCUGCAGACCUGACCCUGCCCUCAGCCUCUCCAUUCUUCCCCAAAGGAACCAUUUACCAUUCAGCUAAAUGAAUCAUGGCUGCAGAGCUGCAAUCUGCUGAUCUUCUGCUGUUGUGCAUCUGUGCCUGCGCUGCCUGAUGCCAGCAGACAAUCCCAGCACUGUUCUCAUUUCAGAAAGAGCUGACACUUUCACUUCUUUAAUCUUACUGCAAAGCACGGGGGGAAAAAAAGAGCAAUUCCCACAGCGAGGAAAACGUGUAUUAAGUAAGUGUCAUUCUCUUGAUCCAUUUUCCAGAGCAUGGAGCUUUAUGAAAAGAAACACAGUGUGUUCUGACGAACAUUUUAAAAGUAAAAAGAGAGAGCAAGAAGGGGAAGGAAAUAUUCAGAAGCUCUGUGUAAAAAGUGACAAGUAAGCAAGGAUGGAUCUUGCUGCAAAUGUAGUGCAGUUGCAUAAGAGAAAUAUAGAGAGAUGUUUUCUAUAAAUUGCAGAAUACAAGAAAUCUGCUUUACUAAACAAAAAAAAUCUGUCUUUCUGGUAGAGGAAACAAAACAUAAGAACAGCUACAGUAGUUCAGACUAAUAUCCAUCAAGUUCAGUAUCCUGCCUAACAGAACAUCCUCCUGAUUUUUCUACAGAAAUAGAGAAGAUGGCACUGCACACCCAUGGCAAUGCAUAUUCUUAUGUAUACAUGUAAAUCAGGUAUCUGCCUUGCAGAGAGCUUGUCAUUUGGUGCACAUUUCAGAGAAAUGGAGUGUAAUGGCUCAAGCAAAGGAGGACUAAGAGGCCUCCUUCAGCUUCCCAGUAAAGGUUUUUUCUUUUUUUCUUUUUUUUUUUAAACCUAAUUCCAUAAAAUAUUUGGAGUUUCCUAUCAUUUAGAUGUCUUAUGCAGAAAGAUUUAUAACCCACAACACACAUCUGAUUUGAAAAAGGUCCUGAAGUGAUGCUGAGACUCCGCUGUCUGUAGAUAGUGUUGCCUGAGAAGGGUUCCAUGGUGAGUGCCUUCUGCUGUGGGGUAAUUCAUUGGAGCCUAUUGCUUUGCUGCUUCCCCUUAUGAGUUUUUCUCUUUGAGCUUUGGCUCUCAAAACAUUAAGAAUAAAUAGAACGACUUGAGAAAUGGGCACAUUCACAGCCCACAGAGAUGGGGCUGCUGAAGAGGAGACAGCUUGAUGCGCGUUUCCAGUCAGGGUGCUUGGCUGUAUGUGGAAGAGUUUGGCUUGCUGGGAUUGCAGAGAUCUCGGAUGCAUCCUGAGAUCACCAGACAAAUACAGUUCAUUCUCAGCUUCAGUGGAAAUUAAGCAUCUGAAAAACAGGAGUGCUUUUCAAUUAAGCUCUCACUGCUUUUGAGGAACAAUAAUGAUGAUCGUUAAUUGCCUGCUUUUCAGCACAAUGAGCAGGCACUGGGAUGAGCUUAUCCGUCAUGCCUUCAUUUCUAUUUCUGCCCUCAACCCUCACAGACCAUCCUGGGGCUCUGCAAAGGACCUGGAAAGACCUGCAAAGAGUGGCUGUGCAGCCACCCAGCUGCCGAGGGACCUUCAGCAAGGACAGCUGCAACAUUGGAGUCCUUCAGGUCCCACUGAAACGCAACCAGGGAUAGGCAGGGAUGAGCAGUGAUAGAGAAAUAAAGCUUGGGUGAUGCAGGGUGCUGAGUGUGAAAGUAUUGCACAGACAGCUUCAGUGUUGUGUCAUCUCACGGUCCGUCCAGGAUGAGCAAUAGUCUGGGCCCAAAGGGGUUGCUUCUCUGUGCAUCACAAUCUUCCAAUGAGUGGUGGACUAGGAGACCUCGCUCUGAGCACGAGUUCACCUGUGAGGCAUUUCUGGCACGUCUCUCUUGAUUAGUAUGUGUUGGGGUUUUUUUUUUUCUGGUUGUCAGAAAAAAAAAGAAUGAAGGAAGAAUGUUCUCCCACUCAACAAAUGCAGUUAUAAAAGCCUUCCUAAUGGUUACAAUGGGACUGAUUUGUUCAGUGGAUUUAUUUGACAGCACCUGUUAGGGAUACCAAGGAAGUGACUGAGCUGUAAUGGAUUGAUUGCUGUUUGUUCAAGUGGGAUAUUGUAGAUUACAUUUUGGACUAACAUUUGAAUACUGCAGCACUGCUCAGAGUCAGAAGCAGAAGCUCACAAGUCAGGAAUGGCUGCUUCUGUUCCUCUGGGCAGUUCUACUGCAGCAAAAAGCAGGGAUGAACUCUCAAGCUUGGGGCAAUAGGAAUGCAUGGGUGGAAGUCUGCUAGAGAGCACGUUGGCAGCUAAAUUCUCCUUUUUGUGCUUUUCACUGACAUGGUGUCUGAAUGGCAGCUGCUCAAAUCAUGCUGGAGCUGAUAAAUUCCCAUAAGGGGAACAACAGAAACGCCACCUGAGAUUAAACCCCUCCUUGCUCAAGCACACAGCUGGAUGGAGCUGUGGUUUGUACAGCUCACAGACACAAGUGCUUUUCUUUAUCUCUAGAGCAGUUGCUGUAACAGGAUGUAGCAGCAAAACGUGCACACAGCCGUGUUCUCCUGCAGCAUCUCUGCAUGACAUAAGGCAAAACAGCAGAGCUCGUUUUUAGAAUAGUCCAUGUCUCACCUUGGCACUCCUUUGCUUCUUCCCUGUGAACCACCUCAAAAGCUUUCUACCUGUUCUUUGCUGUGGGAACUGAGUGCUGGGGAAGCUGUCUUUCAGCAAUUGAAAAACAGGAAUAACUGAUCUCUCUUCCAAAAGCGCUCUCAGAGAGGAGCUCAGUGUUCCUGUUAGAAGGGAAUGCAAACAGGCUCCAAACAGUCUGGCCUUCAGCCAGCCAGGUACAGAAAUACCAGAAGCAGAUGACAAGUGUGAAUCUUGUGCAAUCCAAUUGAUUUGGCACUUCUGUGGUUCAGGCGUUUCCCCCAAAAUACUUUAAACUGUUGUUUGGUUAUUUCUAGUAUUCCCAAGACUUGAAGCAAAGAACUAAUUGUGGUUACAAAAUGGGGAUUAAUUAAGAACACGGGGAGUUGGAAAUGCAAAAGGUUGCCUGUUCUCAUUAAACCCUUAUUCUACUUGUUUCAAAUGAGCAGUGCCACCUCCCAUGGUAACAGGAAUGAAGAGGAUCACAAGAGCAGCAGUGAGGUGCAGAACUUGGCUUCAGACAGUGGCUCCUGGAGAGCGUUCUCUCAAAUCUGCACACAGAAAGGCAGACAAAUCCAGUCCUCUUCACGGUGUCACAGGGAACUGAUCUCCCCUGAAAUAACUCCUUAGUGUCUCCUCUUUAGUCUCACAAGGUUUUCUUCUCAAUCUAUUCAGCAUCCCAAAUAUGUGUUUCUUUUCUUCUCAUCCCUUUGUCAGCUGGCAGAAGGGAAGUGCUGUUGGUGGUGGUGCUGGAACAGUUCUUUGGUGGCCAAGUUUGAUGAUGAUUUCUUCCCAGAAGGAUGUGCAAGUCUUUGUGAAGACAAGUCUAGUGGUUUGCUAGGCUGUAAGGGGUCUGUCCCUCUAUUAUUUGGGCUGCACUGGGAUAUAAAAGCUCACAGAGAUGAUUGCUUCCUCUUCAUGUGUCCCUGCAACCCUGAAGUGGUCAGGCCUUAGUUUUGAGGGGUGUCUCUUGCUGUUGAACACAUUUGGGAGCUCCGACGAUUGAAUCAUAUAUUAAAUACAUGUUAAAGAUGUUUUAUCUUCAAGGAGUGGGCACUGACAGUGUUAAUAUAUCGAAUCAGAGGAAGGAACUGAAAGGCUUUCUCCAAAAAAGUGCAAACUGAGCUAUUAAUAACUUUUAGUUUGUUUUCCCUUGGUGGCAGAUGAAAACUCAAAGGGCGCAGCUCCUCCUUGCUCCAUCACAGACGUACUGCUUAAUCUUGAUGUACCCCUUGGAAGGCAGGGGAUAUUUAGCUGCUCCUAAAAGGCAAAGAGAACCAUUUUGAAGUACCCUAUAAAAAUUUGUUCUCAUAAAGGCAGACAGUGCAGACUCUGUUCUUGACAGGUUUAUAGUGAACAGGUUUGUAGCUGUAGGUUUUGCAAGCAGCCAUCCCAAUCACACAGCCAUUACACAAGGAAAACUGCCAGUGAAAGCAGUGGAAGUUUUUCCUACGUUGUGUUAAUAAUGUUUGGUUCUGGAAGAGUGGCUACACAAAGAACAGUCAGGUGGAUUUAGGAGAAUUUAGCUUCCUGUUUCCUCUGUCCUACCUGCUGGUGGUUGAACCCAUGCCUUUAAGCCACCCAUCCAAAGUUUCAGUCUGGCAUGGGAGACAGUAAAGGACAAGAGGCUGUAAUCUGCACUGGGAGAAUGGCACUAAAGAGCACAGCUCUCACUGAAUCACCCACUAAAAGAGAGAGGGCAGUUUGAUUUCUGGCAGUGCAGAAGUGGGUGUUGUGACGUAAGGAGGAGAGUUAUGCCCUCAUAACCCAGGCGUUAUCUUGGAAGCUGUUAUCACUCUUCAGCCACCACAUCAUUUCCUCCUUUCAGCACAUACAGUCAUUUCCAUCAGCAAAAUGGGAGCGGAGGGAGAUGUGAGCCAUUGCCCCAGAGUAAGUGCUUGGGAUCAGUACAAGUCUCAUAAAUGGUGAGUCUUUUUGAGCAGUCUGGGAUGAGGCACAGGACAGGAGCUGCAGGAAAAGUCAUUUAGCGAAUGGUGCAGCAAGAACUCGUUCCAACUCACUGGAACUAGCCAGGUUCAUGCUUAUUUCCUGUACCAUUGAGCAUAAGUCAUGAUUUGGUUUCCUAGUCUGAGAUUUGGUAAGAGAUGUUACCUGUGCUACGGGCAGGUAAGGAAGAGGAGGAGCUGGGGAUGCCCUUCAGAGAAUGCUGACGCGUGCUCUGCACCCCAGCGCUUAGCUGGUGAAAACUGAUCUCAUUCCAUGAAGCUGAAAAUCUGGUCUGUUUUGGUAACGUUUGACUUCCAGAUCUCAUUAUUCCUGGAGGAAGAAGGGGAGAGGAGGGGUGAUGGGUCUUUGUCAGAGUCACAGGGGAGGAGUCUCCCCCUGCUGCAGGCACAGUUACACCAUCCGGAUACGGAGACUUCAUCUCAUCUCAGAGUCCUCAUUUGCAGAAACUGAGCUCCUCUGAAACUUCUCCAUCAUCCUGACUUGAUCAGUGUUGCAUCGCUGGUGGACUGCUGUAGUUCAUGAUGUCAGAUUUCUGGGUCUUCCAGGUGCUUCAGUACAUUAAUGCAGCCUUUAUUUUGGGGCAUCUCUUUUCCUCUGAGAUCUAAGAGAUUAUGUUCAAACCAUUUCCCAGCUACAAUUACGUGCCUGGUGUAUUCCAGGACUUUAAGACGUUCCUUAUACCAUCUAAUUUAAGUACCUUCUACUUGACUUAGCACAGACAGAUAAGUAUUGGAUUACAGCCACUGUAGGAGUAAGUGGCAUGCUUAGUGACAGUGACAUGGCUGGAAAGACUCAGUGUUCACACACCACGUAGCUAAAGCUCUCCAUCAUAGUGCUCUUGGAACUGGCAGAGGUGGGUUGAGAGGAAAACUGAGUUUCUCAGCAAUGCACAACUCCAAACAGAAAAACAGUGCUCACCCAGAACUGCCAACAUCGACGUGUGCCCACAAAAGGUAUCAAAGUUUGGUGGAGAAAAACACAGAGGGAAGUAAUGGCAUUGGUGUGACACUGGCCUGAGCCCCCAGUUACAGAGGUGAGAAGGAUUUGAUCAGUGAGUUGUGGCUGAAAGGUGAUUGUGUGUAAAAAUUACUGUCUUGCUCAAGAAGUGCCACUGAAAUUCAAGCAGAACUUUUACCAGUCGAGCUGGUGAAUUAUUCAAUCCAAAGAAUUGCAGUUGUGCAAAGGGAUGACUUAGAAGCAAAGCCUAUUACCUCUGGCUGAAUCAUGCUCUAAUCCUUAUUCCAUCAGUUAUUCAGAGCAGGAAUAGAAACAUUAAAGAGGAAUAAUGCAAGAGACAUUGAGAGUCUUUUCAAAGUAACUUCAGCUCCACAAAGUUUUCCACCAAUAUAACUUGUUGCAGAUGUCAAAUCUACGUUUUUUAUUAAUCCAUUUAAAUUCCAGCUUCUGAAUUACUGGUCAUGUUCACUGUCCUCUGUUCAGGAGAACCUUGCUUCCAAAGAAUGAAUACUGGAGAAUUGUGUUUCUGUGGUAACUCGAGCCAGUCACAGCCUCUUUCAAGGUUUGCUUGAUGUUCUGAUGGUUCUCAUGAUGGAAUCCUCCCUUCCACUGGC